Molecule: messenger RNA, 1786 nt
Organism: Theobroma cacao (cacao)
Lineage: Eukaryota; Viridiplantae; Streptophyta; Magnoliopsida; Malvales; Malvaceae
Product: Nucleotide/sugar transporter family protein
Source: RefSeq, a predicted model, not a curated record
GCUAGAUUGCACUCCUUGGUGUUUCCAAUGGAAUGCAAUUUGGUUGGUAUUUCUUGACCAGAUUUGAUUGUGAGGUGGCUGAUUGCGGUGUGAGUGAUCGAUGAUGAGAGAGUGAAAGAACAGCAAAGGAAAAAGCACAGCAAUGGCGGAUCCAGUAAAGAAUAAAAUGUUGAAAGAAGAAAUCACUACCUACGCUUACCUUAUCCUCUACAUCGCUCUCUCGAGCGGUCAAAUCUUCUUCAACAAGUGGGUUUUGUCAUCUAAGGAAAUUAACUUUCCUUACCCCCUUGGAUUGACUCUGCUUCACAUGGCCUUCUCCUCUGUACUAUGUUUUUUACUCACUAAAGUCUUUAAGAUUAUGAAAGUUGAGGAGGGAAUGACCAUGGAAAUAUACACGACAUCUGUUAUCCCAAUUGGUGCCAUGUUUGCAAUGACUCUUUGGCUGGGAAACACUGCCUACCUUUAUAUAUCUGUCGCAUUUGCACAAAUGCUGAAGGCAAUUAUGCCGGUGGCUGUUUUCAUACUUGGAGUAGCAGCAGGGCUGGAGGUAAUGAGCUGCAGAAUGCUUUUGAUAAUGUCAGUGAUAAGUUUUGGUGUUCUAGUUGCUUCUUAUGGAGAAAUAAAUAUUAGCUGGAUUGGAGUUGUUUACCAAAUGGGUGGUGUUGUUGGAGAAGCUUUAAGACUUAUAUUCAUGGAGAUCUUGGUCAAGCGAAAGGGUCUUAAAUUAAACCCCAUAUCUCUCAUGUAUUAUGUUAGCCCUUGCAGUGCUCUUUGUCUGUUUAUUCCUUGGAUCUUCCUGGAGAAACCAAAGAUGGAAGCCCAUGGGACAUGGAACUUUCAGCCUGUUGUGCUAACACUCAACUCUCUCUGCACAUUUGCACUCAACUUAUCAGUUUUCCUAGUGAUCUCACACACUAGUGCUCUAACCAUUCGUGUUGCUGGAGUUGUCAAGGAUUGGGUGGUUGUUUUAGUAUCUGCACUUCUUUUCGCAGAUACAAAGUUGACAGUCAUAAAUUUAUUUGGUUAUGGAAUUGCCAUUGCUGGGGUGGCUGCAUAUAAUAAUUACAAGUUGAAGAGAGAAGCUUCUCGCCGUAUCUCUGAUGAGUCCCAAGAUGCCCAGGCCAUACCGAUGUCUGCAUCAUCAACUCCAAAUAGAUAGUGAUGUGUACAAGACUAAUCUGCCAAGAUGAUCUUGAAGUAUGUAAUUGCAUUCGACAGAGCUAUUCGGAGCUGCCAGUUAAUCUCGUUGGUCUUCUCUUUAUUUCGGGCUGUUCAUUAACACAGUGCAGGAAAACGUCAUGUCCAGACCUUUUGAUGACAGAUUUGCUGUAGCCUUAACUUGUGCUAUUGAUUCUGCAGCAGAAUAUUGGGGGUAAUUUUUUUGUGCCGCUAUCAAGCUGCACCCAUUGUUAAAUCGGAGAAAGUGACCUGUUGAGAUCUAAGGUAAAGAAGAAAAACUGUAAAGAAAUUCUCGAACUCUUUAAGGUAUAGUGAUAUAAUUAUUUUUUUUUUGCUUUUGCUAUGUCUUAAAUGUUAUACAAGUUGACAGUUGAAAUGCACAAGGCUUUCUUGUUACAGAUUCUGCAGGGUUAAACUCUCAGCUUAUUUUGGGAUAUGUUUUCAGUCGGGAACUUUAAGUUCUUGAAUCCUUAUCAGCAAAUUUUUCUGGCAGGCCUGGUAGGAAUUGUAGAUCUUUGGGAUGCAGCGAAUUUGCAUGUAAUGGACAUCUUAGGUUAAACGUAUGACCAUUUGACCCAUUGAUUAUUCAAAGAGUUAGAUUCGAUUU